Messenger RNA from Ornithodoros turicata, 1504 nucleotides. Its product is annotated as very long chain fatty acid elongase 7-like. Gene Ontology annotation, cellular component: endoplasmic reticulum membrane. The transcript has a single exon. The record is from RefSeq and is a predicted model, not a curated record. Gene Ontology annotation, biological process: fatty acid elongation, polyunsaturated fatty acid; fatty acid elongation, monounsaturated fatty acid; fatty acid elongation, saturated fatty acid. Bases 36 to 848 code for a protein of 270 amino acids. NCBI's taxonomy places the organism in Eukaryota, Metazoa, Arthropoda, Arachnida, Ixodida, Argasidae. Gene Ontology annotation, molecular function: fatty acid elongase activity.
GCCACUGGGUCACAUCCGGCCGUUUGCCCGCCGACAUGGACGUGGAACAACUACGUUACUGGCUUUACACGAAGGCAGACCCCCGCACGCGGGACUGGUACCCCGUGGGGGACCCCGUCUUCAUCACUACCGUCGUCGGCGGAUACUUCCUCUUCAUCUAUGUGAUUGGGCCUCAGUUGAUGGCAUCACGGAAGCCUCUUCCCCUCGUACCCCUCAUCAAGAUCUACAAUAUCUUCAUGGUGGUGGCCAACGCAUUUUUCUGCUACCAGUUCCUGGCCAACUCGUACCUCUUCGGCAACUACAAUCUCGUCUGUCAGGGAAUGUCGUACUCGACGGACGAACGAAGUCUCAACAUUGUGUACUACGGCUACUUCUACUUCUUUGUGCGCGUGCUAGACUUCUUGGACACCAUUUUCUUUGUGCUGCGUAAAAAGUUUGACCACAUAACGCGGCAGCACGUAUCUCAUCAUUCGCUGGUCGUCCUCAACGGAUGGCUUUUCCUGACACUGGGCUGUGAUGGGCAGACGCUGUUCGGUGUCUGCCUCAACACACUCAUUCACGUCGUCAUGUACUCCUACUACUUCCUCGCUGCCUGUGGCCCGGAAUACAGGAAGUACAUCUGGUGGAAGAAGCACCUGACGACGGCGCAAAUCGUGCAGCACAUUCUCAUAAUCGGACACGGCUUUAUUACGCUCUUCUACGAUUGCGGCUAUCCACGUUUUCUACUAUACGUCGCCAUGCCGCAAGGCAUGCUGGGCCUGGCGUUGUUCAUCAAUUUCUACUUCUUUGAAUACAAGAGGAAGAGCAUGACGGAAGCUCUGGGUGUAUGCAUGCUCAAGAGGGACUAAAAUCUAGUCAACGCCGAAGUACGGAAGCGUUAUCAUGUCCAACGGGUUUGUAUCAUAAAAUCGCAUCAGAUAGGUAGAUUCUCGUUCGCAGCGGGAAGUGUUUUCAUAUCCGUGCAUUUAUCGCGGUGAUCGACCUACUUGCAUGCCAAACUUUUCCCCCUUGUUGUUGUGUAUUUCACUUUCCUCAUUGUUGUCGUUUGUAGCAAUUGGCUACUCACGAAAUAUAGUAAUCCGGCAACGCGCAUAGGGAUUGUCCUAUUUUGCUCGCACUGAGUACGUUGGCCGGUUUUCUACAGGACGGCUGCUUCGGUUGAUUAAAUUUCUUUCUCACACUUGCGUAGCUCCAAAACUGAAGCGACGAAAAGAAAGCGGGAAAAUGAGUAUACUUUCAACUAAAGCGCAUUUGUGUGGUGCGUGCUUCAUCCAUGGGAUAAACAGUCAUGUAUCUGUAGCUCAGUUGACCGGAAAACUUGUUAUCUGUCCAAAAAUCUUUGGAACGGUUCCGAUAUCAUUAGAACUGCAUUGAAUUAUCUGGAAUGCAGCAGGAAUCCGUAAACUGCAUUCCAAAUGCCCUCUAUAGCUGUUUUGACAACAUUAUCAACGUCUCGUUAGCUUGAACUUUGCACAACUGGGCUUCUCAUGAGUCAAAGGUGUGA